Doryrhamphus excisus (bluestripe pipefish) is the source of this 2296-nucleotide messenger RNA. RefSeq names its product HMG-box transcription factor 1 (gene hbp1). The record is from RefSeq and is a predicted model, not a curated record. Gene Ontology annotation, cellular component: nucleus. Gene Ontology annotation, molecular function: RNA binding; protein binding; RNA polymerase II cis-regulatory region sequence-specific DNA binding. NCBI's taxonomy places the organism in Eukaryota, Metazoa, Chordata, Actinopteri, Syngnathiformes, Syngnathidae. Gene Ontology annotation, biological process: regulation of transcription by RNA polymerase II.
AGAAAGCGUCCAUUGAGAACCUUCCCUCCCAGCCCCUCGAGUGAAUGCCAGAGAGUUUCUCGAUGGCGACAGGUCUGCUAACUUGGCAGGCGAUGACAAUGGAGUGUGCGUAACCAAGUAUAGAGUAAUCACCACACAAGUCACAAAGAAUAUGGAUGAGAUGUACGACCCCCUCAAGUGUAAUGAAGACCUGCCCUCCUCACCCGGCUGCCACAUGGAUUAUGAUGACAUGCCAGAGCUUCAGGCUGUGGAAGAGGAUCAGAGGUCCCCGGGGUUGUUGCUCCAGGUUGGAGCCGGAGUGUCUCACCAGGAGACCAACACCAACUGGCUUGCCGAGCUGGCAAACAUUGCCACCAGUCCUCAGAGCCCACUGCUGAAAGACGCCCCACAUAAGAGAUCAUCUCCAGUCCACAUUUUUGGCAACAGCAACAGUUUACAUUCCUAUGCCCGUCCUCCUUUAGCCAGCAGCGCGCCCAACCCCUCUAGAGGUCACCUCAGGGAGCGCAGACGUGUCAGGGCCAGUAGCGAGUCAGAGUCUGGAGUAUUCUCCAUGUCCUCGUCCUUUUCCGACGAUGAAGACAUGGCCUGGUCUCACUCGUGGCCCUCCACAGCCUGGCACUGCUUCCUCAAAGGAACUCGUCUUCGCUUCCAUCGUGGUCCAAAUGUUGAGUGGCAGGAGGCUGACGAACUGGGGGAUUCCGAUGAAGAUUCAGAUGAUGAGAGUAUGAUGCCGUCCUCCACCUCCUCCUCACUCAAGAGAUUUGGUUCAGAGGGGUUGAAGUUGAUAAGCCAUGAAGAGACUCUGUCAUUCGGGCAGGCGGUUCUGAAACUGACCUUUGACCCCGGCUCCCCCUAUGAUGGCCUGUUAACAGCUGAAUGCAGACUGGAUCACCCCUUUUUUGUCAGAAAUAAAGGAUGGUCCUCCUUUUAUCCGAGCCUUACCGUGGUGCAUCAUGGUAUCCCUUGCUAUGAGAUGCAGCUAGGCGACACAUGCCUGCCACCAAACCACCCAGAUGCAAUUAAAUGUGACGAUUCGGUCGUUUUUGAUACAUUUAGAAGUUACGACUUUACCCCGCUGGAUUCCUCUGCCGUGUACGUCCUCAGCAGCAUGGCCCGUCAGCGCAGGACUUCCCUGUCCAGCGGGGGUGCCAUCAGCCCGGACUGCGACAAACUGGAGCGCUACAGCUCCUUGCAGUCGUCAGGUGGGAAGUCGGGCAGGAGCCAUGCCUCAGGGAGCGCCGGCGGUGCCACACCUACAAAAUGCAAGCGUCCAAUGAAUGCCUUCAUGCUUUUUGCCAAGAAAUACCGAGUGGAGUACACGCAGAUGUAUCCUGGGAAAGACAACAGAGCCAUUAGUGUCAUCCUGGGUGACAAGUGGAAGAAGAUGAAGAGCGAGGAGAGAAGGAUAUACACCAUGGAGGCCAAGGCUCUGGCUGAGGAGCAGAAGCGCCUCAAUCCAGACUGCUGGAAACGUAAAAGAACAAACUCGGGUUCCCAGCAGCCUUAAAAAUAAUUCAUGCCAGGCUGUUUGGCAUGGAUAUGUGCCGCUUGAUGCCUCUUUCUGCUCUCCUGUAUUCUUGACACUCAACUGUGAUGCUGACUUCACCUUGCUUUUUUGUAACCUCCGACCUUUUAUAGAUACUGUAUGCACCGGGAAGGAGAUAAUGGUGAACUAUAAACAGAGCAUGCCAUGUAGUCACUAACAGUGCAUAUAUUUUCUUACUAUAUUCUUCAAUGCAAAAAAAAAAAAACCUUGUAUUCCUCAUUUUUAUUUCCUAUGAAAUUUGCCUGUGGUGCUAUGCUUCAUUAUAGAGACACAUGUCUAUUUAUAAUUGUAUCAAAGGGGAUUUUACACAGACAUUUCUCAUAAGUGGAUGAUAUUUUUCAUAUUAUUGCACAGAUUGGUAACACUUUCAUGAGUUAGCAUAAUGUUCAGUAUAUAAAAUCUCCCUGGGGUCUGUAGCCAAUUUUGCCAUACAAUGAUCAGUGGUGGUUUACACUCAAGUCACAGAGCACUUCGGGCCUUUUCACUGUAGUGCUCAUUCCUCUUGCACUUUAUAUUAUGAUAUAAAUAUGUAGUCUUUUAACUAUACAGCCUUUGUAUUUCUAGUGGAAAACCAUUUGUGUUAUAGCGCAGCUGGUGUGUCAAGUUUUUUGUCGUGGCUGCUUCAAACUGCCACGUUCUGCUUUCAGGUCGCAAUAAUGUUCAUAAUGUACAGGUUUCACAGCCCAUAAUUGCACAGAAUAUUCUUGUAUCAUAUUAUAAAUAAUUUUUUAAAACUUGUAUCUUUUCUUA